CCGGGAGGGGGCAGGGAGCCGGCGGGCCGGGUCCAAUGGGUGCAGGCUCCCGAGGAGAGGGCGGAGGGGAAGAGGAAGGAGGCCGACGCUGGGCCCCGUCCCCAUUCAUUGCCGCGGCCGGCCGGGCGGGGGUCCGGCUUUUCCCGAGCCAUGGAGGCCCUGAUUCCUGUCAUCAACAAGCUCCAGGAUGUCUUCAACACGGUGGGCGCCGACAUCAUCCAGCUGCCUCAGAUCGUCGUGGUGGGGACGCAGAGCAGUGGGAAGAGCUCGGUGCUGGAGAGCCUGGUCGGGAGGGACCUGCUGCCCAGAGGCACCGGCAUCGUCACCCGAAGGCCCCUCAUCCUGCAGCUGGUCCACGUCUCUCCGGAAGACAAACGGAAAACAUCUGGAGAAGAAAACGGUGUAGAAGCAGAAGAAUGGGGUAAAUUCCUUCACACCAAAAAUAAGCUUUAUACAGAUUUUGAUGAAAUUCGACAAGAAAUUGAAAAUGAAACAGAGAGAAUUUCAGGAAAUAAUAAGGGAGUAAGCCCUGAACCAAUUCAUCUUAAGAUUUUUUCACCCAAUGUUGUCAACUUGACACUUGUGGAUUUGCCAGGAAUGACCAAGGUGCCUGUAGGUGAUCAACCCAAGGACAUUGAGCUUCAAAUCCGAGAGCUCAUUCUUCGUUUCAUCAGCAACCCAAAUUCCAUUAUCCUUGCCGUCACUGCUGCUAAUACAGAUAUGGCAACUUCAGAGGCCCUCAAAAUUUCAAGAGAGGUAGAUCCAGAUGGUCGCAGAACCCUUGCUGUGAUCACAAAGCUCGACCUCAUGGAUGCGGGCACUGAUGCCAUGGACGUGUUGAUGGGAAGGGUUAUUCCAGUCAAACUUGGAAUAAUUGGAGUAGUUAACAGGAGCCAGCUAGACAUUAAUAAUAAGAAGAGUGUAACUGAUUCAAUCCGUGAUGAAUAUGCUUUUCUUCAAAAGAAAUACCCGUCUCUGGCCAACAGAAAUGGGACAAAGUAUCUUGCUAGAACUCUGAACAGGUUACUGAUGCAUCACAUCAGAGAUUGCUUACCAGAGCUGAAAACAAGAAUCAAUGUUCUGGCUGCUCAGUACCAGUCUCUUCUGAACAGUUAUGGGGAGCCUGUCGAUGACAAAAGUGCCACUUUACUACAGCUUAUUACCAAAUUUGCCACAGAAUAUUGUAACACGAUUGAAGGAACAGCAAAAUAUAUUGAAACUUCAGAGCUAUGUGGAGGUGCUAGGAUUUGUUAUAUUUUCCAUGAGACUUUUGGGCGAACCUUAGAAUCUGUUGACCCACUGGGUGGCCUUAACACUAUUGACAUUCUGACUGCCAUUAGAAAUGCUACUGGUCCCCGUCCCGCUUUGUUUGUGCCUGAAGUUUCCUUUGAGUUACUGGUCAAGCGGCAGAUCAAACGUCUAGAAGAGCCCAGCCUGCGCUGCGUGGAGCUGGUUCACGAGGAGAUGCAGAGGAUCAUCCAGCACUGCAGCAACUACAGCACACAGGAAUUGUUACGGUUCCCUAAACUUCAUGAUGCCAUAGUUGAAGUAGUGACUUGCCUUCUGCGUAAAAGGCUGCCUGUCACAAAUGAAAUGGUCCAUAACUUAGUGGCGAUUGAGUUGGCUUACAUCAACACAAAACAUCCAGACUUUGCUGAUGCUUGUGGGCUAAUGAACAAUAAUAUAGAGGAACAAAGGAGAAAUAGACUAGCAAGAGAAUUACCUUCAGCUGUAUCACGAGACAAGUCUUCUAAAGUUCCCAGUGCUUUGGCACCUGCCUCCCAGGAGCCCUCGCCUGCUGCUUCUGCUGAGGCCGAUGGCAAGUUAAUUCAGGACAGCAGAAGAGAAACUAAAAAUGUCACAGCUGGAGCUGGUGGAGUUGGAGACAGUGCCCAAGAACCAACAACAGGCAGCUGGAGGGGAAUGCUGAAAACCUCCAAAGCUGAAGAACUGUUAGCUGAAGAAAAAUCCAAACCGAUUCCCAUCCUGCCGGCCAGUCCCCAGAAGGGCCACGCCGUGAACCUGCUGGAUGUGCCGGUUCCUGUUGCACGAAAACUUUCUGCGCGUGAGCAGCGAGACUGUGAGGUUAUUGAACGACUAAUCAAGUCCUACUUUCUUAUUGUCAGAAAGAAUAUUCAAGACAGUGUGCCAAAGGCAGUAAUGCAUUUUCUAGUUAAUCAUGUGAAAGACACUCUUCAGAGCGAGCUAGUGGGACAACUGUACAAAUCCUCCUUACUGGAUGACCUGCUGACGGAGUCGGAGGACAUGGCGCAGCGCAGGAAAGAGGCCGCUGACAUGCUAAAGGCUUUACAGGGAGCCAGUCAAAUUAUUGCUGAAAUCCGAGAGACUCAUCUUUGGUGAAGAGGACUCAGAAUACUGAGACUGUUGAUGAAUCCUGCUGGUUACUGCCUCCUGGAGUAGAAGUUUAUUUAUGAACUGUGUGUUUGCAGUGGUACGAAUCUGCUCAUUGUGAAGACUGGCUAUAAAUGGAAACAUAUACCAUGUAUGCAGAACAAAUCACACAUUUAACCCAUAUAAUAAAUGGCUGUUUCUACAUUUUCCAGUAUGUAUAAAAUACAUCAAGUCCAUCCUGUGGCAGUUUCCUUUGAACUUAGAGAGAACUGUAAUGUCUAGCCUAGUGUCAGCUGUGCAGGCAGUCUGCCUGUGGAUCAGACAGCCUGUGUAAGCUGUUAGUAGUCUCAGGCUGCUGCCAUGGUCCUUCAAGGGGAGAGGCACCGAGGCCCCAUUUCAUAUGGCUGUGUUGCAUGUCCUCUGUAAUAGCUGGCUUUCCAAUGUGGGUGACAACCUCCUCCUUAGAAUCCCGCACUCUGUCUGUCCCUCCCCCGCUGAGUACAGUUGUAGUCCUGAGCUUCUCUACAGCCACUGAGACAUUAGUCAGAAAGCUGAAUGCAUGGGGGAGUGCACACUGUGUAGUCACGGGGCCCUUCCAGGUCAGGUCUGCUGCAUUAAAAAUUAAAAUCUUCAUAUGCAAUGUCCUGCUAAUAACGCUCAAUUAAUAAGACCUGGUAAUAAUGGCCAGUCCCUUCUUGUUAAAGGACCUCAUGAUGGCCAACCGAUAUUCCUUUUAGUCUGCAGCUAUAGCUGUGCAUCAAGAUAUACCAGGCUCCAUGAUCCACUCUGAGAUGGGCCCUCAGAGCAGAAAAUCCUGUUGAUUCUUAAUUUUGUUUACAGCUACUUCUGCUUCCUGUGAAAACACCUGUGAAGCCUUCUGGACACACCCUCCUGAAGGCUUACAGUUCACAGUGCACUGAGGAAGGGGCAGGUUAGAAUACAGACAUUUUAUGAAAAGACCCCAGGUGAUUUUUGGGAUAAAACACAUUGCAAAUUUUAAGAUAUGAAUAGAAAUCUUUAAGAUAUGUAGUUUCAUUUUUCUCCAACAGGUAACACAUUAAACAAAUAUAUAAUGCAGAUACUACCUAUCUGUAAAGGACUCUUGGCAGGCAAAAUAUGAUGUACUACCUUUAGUUCUAUGGUACCCAAGAUUCAUGGAAACAGCAGCCUCGGCAACUGAUUUCAAAUGUGUCUGGUAUGUGAUGGCACUAAUUUAAAUUGUUAACAGCACCAUCCUGAGAGCACCAAAACGUUUGCUGAGAUGCUUAAAAAUCACCAUGUCAUUCAACAUCCGUUCUGAAAUUAUAGCCAUCUAUGAGUUAUGUUUUUUAGACAGUAGAUCAGAUGACCGCCAAUCUAGCCUUGCAGAUUGGUAAGGGAAGACAUCUUCAACCAGAUUAUAACUGAAAGCGUCAGCUUUAAAGACAUGCCAUGGUAAUGCCCUUGCUAGCACUACACACUGUACAAAGAAAAACAGAGGCAAAAAACGAUGUAAAGGGAAUAAACCUUCCUGUGUGAAGUCCUGGGAUGUAGAGACGAUCUCUGACAUGACCUGUAUGUUCUUGCUGUGUAAAUAAAAUUGUUGGUAUGAAAUGA
This is a messenger RNA of Ochotona curzoniae (black-lipped pika), 3948 nucleotides long. It is a transcript of the gene DNM1L, whose product is annotated as dynamin 1 like. The record is from RefSeq and is a predicted model, not a curated record. Gene Ontology annotation, biological process: mitochondrial fission; mitochondrial fragmentation involved in apoptotic process. Bases 151 to 2361 code for a protein of 736 amino acids. The transcript is spliced from 20 exons. NCBI's taxonomy places the organism in Eukaryota, Metazoa, Chordata, Mammalia, Lagomorpha, Ochotonidae. Gene Ontology annotation, cellular component: cytoplasm; microtubule; membrane. Gene Ontology annotation, molecular function: GTP binding; GTPase activity; microtubule binding.